AAGCGGCGGACGCAGGACUGAACAGAUCCAGUGACAAGAGUCAAGCUCAGAGGAUAGAAGUACCUGAACUGCUGUAGUCUAGAAGCCCGUGAUCACUUCAAACAAGACCUCACUGCACCCCUUUAUUCUGAUACUUGCAAUUUUUCUGCAGUCAAACUCAUUUUUAUUGUGCAGCAUCUUGCGUUGAAUGCGCACAUAGUGAGGAUCAGAACCAGUUGUGAGACAGCACACCAGCUUACCUUUUGUCGAGACAACUUCACCUUUUGUGAAGACAACUUUUUGAACCCUGGCGAACCAGGCGUUUUCAGAGGCUGCUUUCCCUCAUGGGAGGCGGAGGGAGAAAUGGGACCCCAGGCUUCUUUCAAGGGCAAGGACCUUAUGGGAAAACACAAGAGCGAGUGUCUACCGGCCUAUAGUUGGUGGAGAGGACCCCAGAAGAAGCGGAAGAAAAAGAAAUCUAAGUCUGCUAGAGUUGAAUAUGUCAGUAGUCCUGGCAGACCAGAUUAUUCAAUAUUUGUAGGAGAGCUAACUCCUGAAGUGGAUGACUUCCAGCUGUAUGAUUAUUUUCUGAAGAGGUACCCUUCAUGCAUUGACUGCAAAAUAGCCACAGAUCUUUUGGGAUACUCCAGAGGGUAUGCCUUUGUCAGGUUUGGUGAACAAGGUGAUCAGAUGAGAGCUCUGCAAGACUGCCAAAAUGCAGCAGGUCUAGGGGGAAAACGAAUCCGACUGAGUAUAGGAAUUUCUAAAAGACUGAAAGCAGAAUUCCAGCGGUACCAGUCUUAUAACUACAACGAUUAUUACCAGGACUAUCAGAACUACUACUCGCAAUGGGGUUAUGAUCCUUACCCUGACUACAACUAUAGCUAUUCCUCCUAUGACAACAUGCAUCAUGCUGCAGACACUGCUAUGGGUGACCAAGUUAUGACUCCAGCUCAGUUUGAGGAGCCUGCAGCAGUGGCUGAAAUCAAUGAUGAUCUAAUAACCGAAGAUCCGCAGCUUUUCCUGGAUGUUGAUGAAAUGAACAAACAAUUUAUGGAAAGAAGCGAAGAACUAUAUGAUGCACUCAUGAAUUGUCACUGGCAACCUCUGGAUGUCACCUGUGAAAUUCCUUUUGCUUUCUAAGUGUCUUUAUAUAGCAUGAUCGUUAUGACCGAGGUGCUAAAACUACAUUUCUUCUAUGUUUUACUUUAGACCAUAAGUUUUUAAAGCACAAUGAUAGGUUGUUUUUGUUUGUCUUUUGUUUUUUGCUAUGCUUUGGACAGCCUUUGUAACUUUUGUUCACCACCAUACUCUAUGAAGCAUCUUGAAAUCAUGUAAAUAUUCUAGAAAUGUAAAGAGUUAAUUAGGGUCUAAAGGAUAGACUUGCUUGUGUAAAUAAAAUCUUGUUUCUGCAAA
Molecule: messenger RNA, 1395 nt
Organism: Gavialis gangeticus (Gharial)
Lineage: Eukaryota; Metazoa; Chordata; Crocodylia; Gavialidae
Product: tRNA selenocysteine 1-associated protein 1-like
Exons: 10
Coding region: 343-1122 (259 amino acids)
Molecular function (GO): RNA binding
Source: RefSeq, a predicted model, not a curated record